ACCUCGUCUUUUCCGCGUAAUUUCUUCACUAUUUUGACGGGAGAAGAGGCUCGCCGUCCAGAUUUGAUGAUGAUGGGGGAAAAAACAGCAGCAGCGUGUGUCUAAUUAAAGUCAACCAGUGAAAACAUUUUUAAAUCGUUAACUAAAUGUUUUCCUAAGUUCUAAUGAGGAAACCCGAUCUGGAGACAAGAUCCUUCAGCAACAAACGACUUUUUACGCAUUUAUGUUCCUGGAUGCUGCUGAAAGUCGGGCUUUGUUAGCGCAUUUGAUCAACCCAUAAACCUUAGUUUUAUACAGCAUUUGGACGUGAUUAAGCUUCAUACUGUUGGCUAGACGUCAUUUCAGCUUCACUUCUGAAUCACGACUCACGCUGCCAUAUUUUCCGUGUCUAUUCAACCAAAUUUCUUUCGGGAAUUGUUGUGUGUGACUAUAUGUCUGGGUUGUUUAACGUGUGUAUUGGAUUUCGGAUGUUUUACAGCCAUAAACUAUUUCCUGGUCAACAGCAGCCCACAACAAUCUCGGUGCGUUAAAAACAGACUUCGGUUCUCUUGUAUAUUUCUGAAACGGCAGUGAAUAAAAUGUGAUAUGUACAUAAAGGCCACUUUUAGAGCCACAUACGGUUUAAAACACGAUUUGUAUUUAAAUAAAAAGAAAACAAAACACAGUUAGGGGAAGAAAAAAAAAACACACACGGGCCCCUUUGCAGGAGAGCAGGCUGUUGCGUGGUUUAGGUAGUCUCAUGUUGUUGGGCUAUUUAUUUUAUGUUCCCACAACACGAAACUGCCUUGAUUACCUCAGUGCAAUUCAUCUUAUAAUUAAAAGCAAAACCACGUUGGGUUGUGCCUAUUAAUAAUUUGGCGCGGAGUGCGUCGGAUCUUUCAAACUGCAGCUUAAAAACAAUAACCUGGGAGGAUUUAUCUGUGCGUAAAAUACAGCAAUUACAUGGGAGAAUUGCCUCAUAUCUGCUGGUUUUCAGUUAGCUGCAUUUUUUUUUUUUUUUUAGAUCUUAGGCGGGUGGAAUGAAAUGAGUCCCUCUUUUGUAUCAUUUCUACGAUCAGGACAAAAUGUGUGGACAGACAAGGCCUCGGUUAUGAUCAUUGCAGUCUCGCCAGUUGCUUAAAAAAAAUUCCGGAUGCGUCUGCUUGGACCCUGCAGGGAAAGAGGACAAAGGAUAAGCUUUAUUGGUGAAAUUUAGCUUAGACAGCUAGGCUGUAACCUGAAGAAAAACAACCCAAUUGCCCGUGAUAAAAUGGACCGUUAUAUGGCACCCAAAUAACUCCAGUCCCGCUGUUUUUCCGUCUUGGAUUGCCUUUAAAGUGGAGCCGGGCUUACAGAUGCAGCUCCGUUAUCUCUUGGAAACCUUCCUUUGGGUUGUUUACAGUUUCUUGAUACAAAAAAAAAAAAAUCAAUACGUUUUUAAUAAGGUAGAAUAAACAGUAGUAACAAUACUAACUUUUGCGUGAAAGACAUUGGCACCCAAAGCUGUUCUGACGUUUUACGUUCAAAUGCCGACACAUUUUCAAAACCAGAUGUUUUUAAAAGCAGCAAGCCGACAAUUUAUCAAAAAUAAGCUUUAAAGAAGCAAUAAACUUUCUCCUUUAUCCAUAGUUGUCCUGGUUUCCACUAAAACGGCAACUCUUGACCAAAAUCACACGUUUAUUGCUUAUAAAAGGAAAUAUUUGCCAAUAAAAGCGCGGGGACUAGCUAUUAAAAUAUGGCGAGGGAAAAUGGUGGCCUCCUUCUUAAGCCGAGCGGUAUGCAGGCUGAUUUAUUAUUUAUUGUUCUGUCCCACGGUCACGUGUUUUGGGGCGCCCUAUCCAGUUUUGGACAGGGUUCAACUUACUGGACGCAAGGAGCUUGUAGGUGACGCACCAACGCGGCACCUUACAAUGGAAUGAAUCGUCUCUUACACCGCAGGAUUGCAAAAGCAAGGUUUUUAAUUUCCCCCACCUUUUUUUUGGUGCGUUGUAUUUUUUUAUUACCAUUCUGGUGCAAUGGGGACGAGCUACUACGUUGACGCGCGCGUACUUUCGGAUCAAGAAGAAAUGGCACCGAUGAGAUACUCAUCCUCAGCAGGGAUGGAGCAGGCGGCGCACACCGAAUAUGGCGGACAGGAACAGAAAUCGUCUAUUUUCGGCGGAUCUUGGGGCACCAUCGCAGCGCAUCCUCCGAACGCAUACCUACAUCACCAGUACAGCGGAGACGCGGAUGGCAUGUUUGCGCGCUCCUGGGCGUUGGACCCGGUCUCGGCGUCGCUGUGUUUGACGGGAAUUCCGUCUGCAGCCGCGCAUUACGACAUCAAGCCCGAGCCGCUGCUCGGGGGUGCGGAAUGCACGACUCUGGAGACGCACGCACCGCUCUUGUCUGACAUUGAAAACGGAGCUUCCCUCACGGAGAUUCCCUGUGAAACAUCCCCCACGUCCGCAGCCGGCGACGACAAGCCGACGGCAGAGAAAAAGGAGGAGAUUGAUGCAAACAACCCGUCGUCCAACUGGCUGCACGCAAAGCCCACCAGGAAAAAGCGCUGCCCCUACACCAAGCACCAAAUCCUCGAACUGGAAAAAGAGUUUCUCUUCAAUAUGUACCUCCCACGGGAGCGCAGGUACGAAGUGGCGAGACUCCUGAAUCUGACGGAGAGACAGGUGAAAAUCUGGUUCCAGAACCGCAGGAUGAAGAUGAAGAAGGAAAGCAGAGACCGAAGGAAAGACAGCUAGUGCCUCUUUGCAUUUCGGGUUGGGGAUGGGAGGAAGGGGGGAGGAGAGGGGGGUUCCUACAAUUCCUGGUACGCGUUGUUGUAAAUUAGUGUUGUUAAAACAACGCUGGGUGUCCUUUCCCCCCCCAACUUAAAAUUGUGCUCAGUGUUUGUGUCUCCUUGUGGACUUAGAUGUCUCGUACUUUACGCACACAGAUUGUUGACUCUGUAGGCCUCUUAUUAUUUGCAUGAACCAAUACUUGACUACCUGAAUAUCUUUCAGCUACCUAUUUGCAUUGAUUAACUUAUUCUUCUUUGUUUUUGUUUGUUUGCUUUUUUUGUUGUUGUUGCGGCGUCUUGUGUUUAAGUGUUUGAAUGCAUUUGUGAAUACCCUGCGCACACUUGAAAUACCUCAUCGGCACUGAUUUGAAUUAAAAUAAAGUUUUCUUUGUUUCACACAUGUGAAAA
Molecule: messenger RNA, 3160 nt
Organism: Fundulus heteroclitus (mummichog)
Lineage: Eukaryota; Metazoa; Chordata; Actinopteri; Cyprinodontiformes; Fundulidae
Gene: hoxa9b
Product: homeobox A9b
Exons: 2
Coding region: 1995-2714 (239 amino acids)
Biological process (GO): regulation of transcription by RNA polymerase II; DNA-templated transcription; embryonic skeletal system morphogenesis
Cellular component (GO): nucleus
Molecular function (GO): DNA-binding transcription factor activity, RNA polymerase II-specific; RNA polymerase II cis-regulatory region sequence-specific DNA binding
Source: RefSeq, a predicted model, not a curated record